CUACAGGCAAAACGGACGAGGAAGAAAGGCGUUCACCUUUGUCAAUCGCCCAAAAAUGGCUCGUUCUGCUGCGCAAGGAAGAAAAAAGAAAACACCAAAGGUGUGUUUGCAUGUGACUUCAUCACCCCAAAAAGAAAAAGCAGUUAGAAAUGGUAUAGCAGCUAUGCUCUUAUGUAGCAAACUAACCUUGUUUGGAAGCAUAUUUUCCACAUGAUGGGACCAUAUCAGCACCCUACCAGAACAGCUGCAUUUUGGGAGGGCUUGGAGUGCAGUGAUAUUAACAUUUGUUGGUAUGUCAGCUAAGUAACUCAUUACACAUGUGAUCUUAGUUAUUGUUUGACAGUUUAAAGUUUAUUGUUCUGGUCACAAUAUCACAUCACAUUGUUGGUACUGACAAUAUAGCUAACAUGAAAGCUUGUUGAAUUGUAUUCUUAUCUUCAUGCACUCAAAAUUUUUUCGGGAACUAUUGGAGGCUUUAGUGCGAAAAUAGCAUAUGUAAAAUAAUAUAUGUAGAUGCUUUGUCUUUUAUGAAUGUCACAGUUUUUUCUUCUUCUGUAAAACCUUCAGAUAUAUUUUUAUGAGGAUAUAUUACUUAGAAUGUACUUUGUAGUAUGGUUUGAAGAAACUAAAGAAUCAUUGUAUUCAGGUACUGGUUCUGCCUUGCCUGGGUAUUUACGAAAGAAAAGGAAACUCAGCACGUAUUAAUUAAAUGAUAUUUUGAUGCAUUGGCAGACAGUCUGAUGUUUUAUUUCAGUCUGGUUGUAUUUGAGUCCUACAUUGUGUGUUGAAGUUCCUACUGUCUUAUUUUUAGAAGAUCAUGGAUGUUGUGUAUUUUUAUACAGGAGCUGUCAUCCAAGAAGAUUCCAAGACAAGCGACUUGUUUGAUCAGAGGCAGUGUUCAUUAUUUCAACCCUGUUCAGUACAGUCUGCUGUUUGAGACCUGUUUCAGCUUCAUGUCUAUUAAUGAUCAUAUUGGCUUCAUUCAGGUGCCAUGUGACAAGGCUGAAUCUCAAGCCCUCUUGACAGCUGGUCCAGUACUUUGGCCAGGACAUGUCUGUUGGUGAAGCUGACCACCAUGUGACCUGUCAAACUAGUAUGGCUAACAAAGUCAUGUAUGUGUUCCUAAAGAGUGGAUAGAGUUGUAUUCUUACUCCUGAUGAUGAAUACUUUGUGUGUGCUAAGCAGCUUUUCAUUGGAACAGGUACACAUACAUGUCCAAUUUAAGCUGCAUAGUGAGACUGGCAUUACCCUUAAGAACAUGCCACUGUGGUACAGAUUAAACCCACACCCUAACACUGCUGCAUAAUGAGUAUGAAUAUAUAAAUGUUCAGCCAAAUUGGCCAGCUACAUGUACCAUGUCAACUGAACUGCUUUGGUAAUUCACGGCUGAAAGUAAUCUGCCCUUCAGACGGGAAAAGCGGGCAGCUGACUGUGGUAAGAGGCAUCCUAGAGGAGCGAAGCUGAUGGAGUGACCAGAGGAUGAGAAAGAACACACCUACUAAGGCUGCAGAGCCCACACCUGAAGAGUCGGAGGCAGCUGAGGGUGGUCAAGAAGAAGCUCCAGUUGAGGGGGCAGCAGAUGCUGGGAAUGAUGUCACAGAACAGAUGGUAACAGAUGAUCUUCCUGUCACUACUGAAGAUGAGGUCAAUGCCAUGAAUGAAGAAGAGGAGGAAGAAGGAGACAUGGAUGGAGCAGAAGUGGAAGGAGAAGGGGACAUGGAGGAGAUGCAGGCAACAGAAGAUCCAGAGGAAGAAGGUGGAGAGGGCGAUGAAGAGGAUGAAGAAGGUGAUGAGGAGGAAGAAGAAGGUGAUGAUGAUGAUGAAGAGGAGGAGGAUGAAGAUGCUGAUACUACAGGUGGCAGCAAACAAGCCAAGAGGAAGAAAGCUCAGGCUGGAAACAAAGCCAAGAAAGCCAAAGUCGAUGAAGCAGUGUGUAUGAAUGUCUACGUCACUCGUUCACCGAGUGAGAAGGCAUUUAAUGAAAUGUUCCAGAAAUUUCUGACCGAGAAUGAUCUGGAGGUUAAGGAAAUCACAAGGAAUGAUGAGAGGAAAUGGGAGCUGUUUGGGAUGAUGGAACUGAAGAAACAAGAGGAUGUAGAGAAGUUCAUGUCUUUGUGUGGUCAGGAAGUUGGUGGAAGAGAAGUCAAAUUUGAAGAAAUCAAAGAAAGCAAUAUUGAUGGAUUAACAGCUCCUGCAGAGAAGGUUUUAUUUAUUGGCAAUAUACCAAAGACAACCACCGUCAGUGAUCUAAGGACUCUCUAUCCAACAGCCAAGGAAAUCUUCUUCCCUAUGUCCAGACAUGGGGAGAAAAGAGGAUUCGUCUUUAUUGAGCUUGAGAGCAAAGAGGAAGUUGAUGAAAUGAUAAAAACACGCCAGGGAGAGAAACUGGAGGGAAAUGAGCUGUCCAUAGGAAGGUACAUUCCUAAAAAGAAGAACAGAGCUUUAACAAAGAAACAAAAUGGAGAUAGCACAAAGAAAGUGCUAUUUAUUGGCAACCUCAAUUACAACACUACCCAGGAGAAACUGAAGGAAUUCUUCACCAAUGCAGAGUCUGCCAGAAUUCUCAUGCACCCACGGAACAAAAGGUCAAAAGGUGUUGGCUUUAUAGAGUUCAGAACUCCUCAGGAUGCCCAGAAGGCUCUCAAAAAUUACAAUGGAGCCAUCAUUGAUGAGAGAGAGAUAUUUCUGGAGUUUGCAGACCAUGAACCGAGUACAGCAGCUGAUUACAAAGGCCGAUUUGACACAAGAGGAGGUCGACAAGGCUCUGGGGGAUUCCGACAAAGUUUUAAUCGGCCAAACUUUGGGGGCGGCUACGGAGGUGGGGGAGCUAUGAACUUUGGAGGAAACCGAUUUAUGAACGAUUAUGAAAGCCGCCUUCUCCAAUCACGCUUUGGAGGUUAUGGUUUUGGGGGUCAGAUGGGAUUUGAGGGUGGGUUUGGAGGCAAUAUGGGAGGUUACAGGUCCAAUUUUAACUCCGGAAAUCAAGGCGGAUAUGGGCAGAGAUAUGGGCAGGGUAGUCGUAACUUUAAAAAUAACAGGGGAAAUAGCAGAGGAGGGAGGAGAUUUUAGAUCUCUGUUAUCUUCACGUCCUGGAGAUGUAGCACGUAGUUUGCACUCAAGUGUGUAAUGUAUAGGUUACAUUUGUGUUAUAUGUACUUUUUAUUCCAUUGAUCAGGAAAACAAAAACCCUUUGUUUUUUGGGAGGUUUCUGUUGCAAAUUUUGUUUUGGCAAACAUUUAAGCGUUGGUGCAUAAAUAUUUAUUUAUAUUCCGUGUUUUAGUCAAUACUGUUUCAUUUCUGAUUGUAGACUUUCAGUUUCUAUUCUUUCCAAAAGCUUUGUCUGCUAAGUUGACUCGGGAAUUAAAAAAGGAUGAAUAUAUAUAUCAUUGUAACAUCUGCAUUGUACUCAGAAUAUCUGAGAACAUAAUCCCAAUAUAAAACAUUUUCAUUUUUGUGGUGUCAAUAUAUGGGAUACAUUUGCAUAUUCCUUCAUUUUUUCAAUUCUAGUGUAGCAGCUUUGCUUCUCUCCAUAUCACCAUACUUAAAACAGAGUGUUGUUGUGAAUUAAGCGAAUCAACCACCUUCAUAAUGUUAACAUACUGUUUUUUUGGUAUAACUGGAAAGAAUAGCAAAUUAUGUAAAUUACUAAAAACAAAACUGUAAAUUGUUUGGGAAAAACAUCUCAGAUUUUUAAACCAACUUGUGACAAUACUAAAUAGUGCUUGUCUCACCUGUGUUUUUCAUUCAGAAGUCUGUGUGUGUAUAGAUUAUGAUGCAGUACCAAGACUUGUCAGGAGAUUCAGAUUCAUUGUCCCACCUAAACUGAGGAGUGUGGUCUCCAUGAAGCAUGUGCUCUCAUUCGAGAUAACCCCCCUCCCCCCUCCUUCUAGAUGCAUAGAUGGUGUUAGGUUGUGUACUGUCACGUCAUUAUCUCAUUUUUAGCGUUCAUAUUAAAACAUCUCAUACGUUUCACAACAUUUGUAGUAAAUAUAAAAUGUUUUGAACUUA
Molecule: messenger RNA, 4008 nt
Organism: Liolophura sinensis
Lineage: Eukaryota; Metazoa; Mollusca; Polyplacophora; Chitonida; Chitonidae
Product: nucleolin-like
Exons: 13
Coding region: 1480-3069 (529 amino acids)
Molecular function (GO): RNA binding
Source: RefSeq, a predicted model, not a curated record